Messenger RNA from Acytostelium subglobosum LB1, 1515 nucleotides. RefSeq lists its product as hypothetical. The transcript has 5 exons. Gene Ontology annotation, molecular function: RNA polymerase II CTD heptapeptide repeat phosphatase activity; RNA polymerase core enzyme binding. Bases 1 to 1515 code for a protein of 504 amino acids. The record is from RefSeq and is a predicted model, not a curated record. Gene Ontology annotation, cellular component: cytoplasm; nucleus. Lineage: Eukaryota; Evosea; Eumycetozoa; Acytosteliales; Acytosteliaceae.
AUGGAGCAGCAUCAGCAACAGUCUAUAUUGCCAACAACGAGCAAUCUGGCAGUACCUCCAUCAUCGACUGCACCAUCAAGACCAAAGGUCCGAGUCAUCAAGAAGGUGAUCAAAAGGAGGCCUUUAAAGGAUACAACAACAACAUCUACAUCUACUACAACAGAUGUCAACAACAACAAUAACAAAGUUAACAAUAAUAGUGUAAAGAAGAAGAAUGAUGAUGUUCAAGAUGACCCCAACAGAGAUAAGGUUAGAAAGUUGAUAACGGAUAGAGUUAUGAUUGAGAAGAAGACAUUUGAGACACAGGCCACAUUGAUUGAGAAUACAGUGACGGAGGAACAACUCAAGUUGUAUGCUAUAUUCUUGCAACCCAAUCAUUAUGAGGAUAUAGUGAUUGAGCGUGCCAUUCAAAAGAUAUGUGGCUAUCCAACGUGUAACAAGGUGGUCAAAGAGAAACUACCGUUCAAGUACUAUAUAUCAACAAAGGAUCAACGAGUCUAUGAUCAAGAGGAGUUGGCCAACUAUUGCAGCACAGAAUGUUUGACCAACUCCAAGUUGUUCAAGCACAGCAUCGACUCAUCACCAGUCUACUUCAGGAAGAUUGAACAACGACUCUUUAACAUACCAAUCAAUGAAGAUGCACUGGUAAAGGACAUCGAAGCACACUUGAACAUUGUAGAGAACAUUGAUGCAGACAAGGCACCAAUUGAUACCAACUUCCAUCAAACAACAGAAUCAACUAUACCCUAUUCAAGUAAUCAAUCAACAAUCACAUCAUCAUCAUUGAACAUACCCGCGAUAACUGUACAUGACAUAUUCAAGGAAGCAGAGAUGGCUGCAAAGAUAAUGGACAAGUCAACUCAACAACAACAACAAGAUACUGGCGAUGUUAUAAUGCGAGAAAUACAGAAUGAUAGUAGAUCAGACACGGACUUUGGUGAUGCAAAUACAGAGGAGAGUCUUUCAAGAGGUCUACCAUCAGAUGUGGACCUGGACUCAAAUGAUAGUGGCGUGGAGGAUCAGUCGCUGACAGGAUUCCUAGAGCCAAGUGCGUCCAAGCAGCUGCCAAUAUCAAACUAUCACUCUGUCUAUGCUCCACUGAGUGAGUGGCGCACCGAAGUGACAGAGACCUUCCUGAAAUCCCCAACCGACACAUCCACAGACUUUAUCCGUUCCGACCAAGUGCCUCACAUCAAGAUGGCACUCAAUCAAUAUCUAUCACAAUAUUACCCAACAGUGGUCAAGGUACUGGACCUUCAAGAUUAUAUAUCAUCACAUGAGAUGGCAUCACUUGUCCACACAUUCUCAUUGAUCAGACCAAUACCAUCACUGUCUCCCAAUCAUUGGAGAAUGAUCGUUAUGGUAUUUAUAAAGGCACUAUCGCUACGAAGCAUAGAGUUGGAGAAACAGCUGGAGAAACACCAGAAUCACUUUGAGAGACUGCAGAGAGAGUGUGGAUUCGACAAGUACUACCUCAAGGUGUUUGUAGACUUGAUAGUCAAUGGAUACAGUUGA